UUCAACACUUUUAUACAUCUACUCUUGAUAGACUAAAUCUGUUAAUUAUAACCAGUUGCUAGAAAAAUGAGCUACAGAAUUGCUAGAUCUACUUUGGCAUUGACAAUAAUCAUAAUCACAUUUGCAACAUCUUGUGAUGCUCAAAUUACAGAUGAGACCUUAUCAAGUGCUGGGAAGAAAUUCGUGGUCGGGUUCCCAAGAAAUAGUGGUCAAAGAGCAGACGAGUUGUUUUUGUUUAUCACAAAUCCAGAGUCAAGUGCUGUUAAUUUUACAGUCUCUCUAAUUAAUAUCAGUGGGAACGUUUCUACAUCUUCAACUAGGGUAAACGUUCCACCCAGUUUUGAGGUAUUUUCUGUUAAUGAAAGGAACAAGGGGAUCCUUGUUGAAGCUGACGGAAACAUCAAUUUGUAUGGGAUGUCUUUUCAUCAAUAUACUGCAGAUGCUUAUUUAGCGUUACCAUGUUCUAAAAUGGCAGUUGAUGAAUACGAAUAUUAUGGAAUCUCCUACGACACCAUUAGUAGUACUACCUAUUAUCCUAGUGUGAUUUUGUUGGUGGCUUGUGAAAAUGAAACUGUUGUAAAAUUCAAUUCCUCAACAAUCUCAAUAAAUAGUAUGGAAACGUAUCAGAUUGAAAGUGAUAAUGAUCUCACAGGAACAAGAAUAACUAGCUCCAAACCUUUGUCUGUGUUCAGUGGAUCUGAUUGUGCUAAUGUUCCUCAAGGUAUACGCUACUGUGACCACCUGGUUGAACAAGUGCCUCCGACUGUCACAUGGGGCUCAAAAUUUCUCGUGGCAUCUCUCGAGGGUAGAUCUUCUGGUGAACGUAUUCGUGUUCUUAGUGCCCGAGCAGCAAGUGUAGCUGUGAACUGCAACACUAUCGUAUCAGUCAGUGAAUUCCAGUUGCAGAGUGGAGGGAGUUUCAGAGAAUUUGAAAUCCCUAUUAACAGUUUCUGUAGCAUUGAAUCCACUUCUCCAGUACUGGUCGCACAGUAUGCGUAUGGUAAGGUGAGUGAUGGCUUCGGCGUGGGAGACCCAUUCAUGAUGAUAAUCCCUCCAAUUGAGCAGUUUACAAAUAACUAUUUUGUUGAAGCGUUUCCUAUUUUCGUAUCUAACUAUGUCACGGUGUAUGUUUCUUCUGAGUUUUUUCAAACUGCACAAAUAGUAUUAGACAAUUCCAUUGUUACUGGCUGGAGGAAUGUUGUCUGUUCAAGUGGAGAGAUUUGUGGUCACAUAAGUAGAAUAAAUGUGUCUUCUGGAGCUCAUUUUAUCCGCCAUCAAAACAGCUCAGCCGUUAUAGGUGUUUCAGUGUAUGGAUUCGGCGUUACCAAUUCUUAUGGUUACCCUGGAGGCAUAAGAUUAUCUCCCAUACAAUGCAACUGUGGUCAAAAUUCUAUUUGCUUGAAUAAGAUGGGACAGUUCAACUGUAGCUGCUUGAAUGGAUUUGUUGCUUCAUUGUCUACAAUAGAUGAACUCAUCUGUAGCGCUAUAACCUGCCCUCCCUUGACUGCUCCUAUCAAUGGCUUUGUGACAUACAAUAAUAUUUCUGAUAAAAACGGCAACUAUUCUUUCAAUACCAUGGCUAACCACAGUUGUGACACUGGGUUUGUUCUCGUUGGUAACAACACAAGGACUUGCACUGGAGAUGGUAGCAGCACUACUGGUGUUUUUGAUGGAGAAGCAGCAUUUUGUGAACCUAUAACCUGUCCUCCCUUGACUGCUCCUACCAAUGGCUUUAUGACAUACAGUAGUUCUACUUCUGAUGAAAACGGCAACUAUGCUUUCAAUGCCAUGGCUAACUACAGUUGUGACACUGGGUUUGUUCUGGUUGGUAACAACACAAGGACUUGCACUGGAGAUGGUAGCAGCAAUACUGGUGGUUUUGAUGGAGAAGCACCAUUUUGUGAAUCUAUAACCUGUCCUCCCUUGACUGCUCCUACCAAUGGCUUUGUGACAUACAGUAGUUCUACUUCUGAUGAAAAUGGCAACUAUACUUUCAAUGCCAUGGCUAACCACAGUUGUGACACUGGGUUUGUUCUGGUUGGUAACAACACAAGGACUUGCACUGGAGAUAGUAGCAGCACUACUGGUGUUUUUGAUGGAGAAGCAGCACUUUGUGAACCUAUAACCUGUCUUCCCUUGACUGCUCUUAUCAAUGGCUUUGUGACAUACAGUAGUUCUACUUCUGAUGAAAACGGCAACUAUGAUUUUAAUGCCAUGGCUAACCACAGUUGUGACACUGGGUUUGUUCUGAUUGGUAAAAACACAAGGACUUGCACUGGAGAUGGUAGCAGCAAUACUGGUGGUUUUGAUGGAGAAGCACCAUUUUGUGAACUUACCUGUGUCCUGCCUGCCCCUCCACUUAAUGGAGUGUUGCUUACCAACGCUCAAAACACUGACCAAACCGAGAGCUCAGUCAUUACCUUCCAAUGUGAUCCUGGUUUUUCACUGGUGGGUACAGAGACUGCCACUUGUAACAACUCUGGUUUAUGGGAUCCUGACCCUGCUCUAUUGGAGUGUGCGGCAAUAACUGGUGUAUGGUAUAUUGCUGCUUUAUCUGGAGGUUUUGUUGCUAUAGUGGUGGUACUGAUCUUACUAGUCGUCAUAUUUCUCUUAGUACUCACUAUAAGAAAAACAAAUAGACAACUGUCAGGCAAUGAAGUUCCAAUAGCCCCAGCUGGUCCAGUAUACGAGGAAGUUGAUCUAGCAAUGAAAAAUAGACAAAUGUCAGAUAAUGAAGUUCCAAUAGCUCCAGCUGAUCCAGUAUACGAGGAAGUUGAUAUAGCAAUGAUACCAAGAACACAAGACAUUCAAUUGGAGUCUAAUGAAGCUUAUGGACAAAUGGCAAAGCAUUAUUAAGCUGCAGUUGAAUCAGGCAUAUGAAUACACGAGUACCUAGGUUGAUAAGAACGACAUACUCAAAAGUAAUGUCAUUACAGUUUCCUUUUAAUGUUAUUUUUGAGGGUAUAGCACUCUUUUAUAUUAUAGCAGUUAGCUAAACAAGCAACUUGUUAUAUCCUCUCCACAUUAGUAAAAUAGACAAUUCUGCACAGAUAUAAAUUAUGUUAAGUAAACAGUUUUUGUUUGCUCCGACAUGCAUUUCAAAAUCAGAUUUUUCUGAGUUGUGGGCAUAGUAAAACGAACUAAAUGCAUUUGUGCAAACAUUGGCUGAUAGGAAGCUACAGGCUUACUCAGGAACAUCACUACAACACCUCAUGCUUCCAUGUAUUCUACUGUUUUCAACCAAUCAGAUCAAUUACAGAUGAUGUAAUGUAGUCUAAGUAAAAUAAGGGACCUCUCAGUGACCAAUCAGAUUUCACCAUUUGUGACAAGCAUUUUCAAUAGUAGAUAUCUAUAGGGGGGGGCUUAGUAUUUAAGAGAUCUAGCCUGUAGCUAUAUAAUCAUUAUACCUAUAGUGAUGUUGGAGUUUGCCUCACUCAUUAUAAUUAUAGACUAAACUGUUAAUCAACUAGUUGCCAACAAAUUUAGAAUAAUGAGCUACAGAUUUGCCAGCUCUACGUUGGCAUUGAUGAUACUCAUAUUAUCAUUUGCAACAUCUUGUGAUGCCCAAAUUACAGGUAGGACUAAUUAUUUUAUGCAUGUACUAAGUCGAAUUGUCCAUUGAUCCUAGAUGAGACCCCAUCAAGUGCUAGUAACAAAUUUGUGGGCGGUUUCCCAAGAAAUGAAGGUCUAUCAGCAGAUCAGCUGUGUUUGUUUAUCACGAACCCAGAGUCAAGUGCUGUUAAUUUCAUGGUCACUCCAAUUAGUUUCAGUGGGAGCGUUUCUACAUCUUCAACUAGGGUAAACGUUCCAUCCAGUUUUAAGGUUUUUUCUGUUGAUGAAAGGAACAAGGGGAUCCUUGUUGAAGCUGAUGGAAACAUCAAUUUGUAUGGGAUAUCUUUUCGUUCAGGUUCUGCAGAUAUAUAUUUAGCGUUACCCUGUACUGUAAUGGCAGUGAAUGAAUACGAAUAUUAUGGAAUCUCUUAUGACACCAUUAGUAGUGUCUAUCCUAGUGUGAUUUUGUUGGUGGCUUGUGAAAAUUAAACUAUCGUUAAAUUUUAUUCUUUAAACAUAACACUCAAUAGUACGGAAACGUAUCAGAUUGAAAGUGAUCAAGAUCUCACAGGAACAAGAAUAACAAGCUCCAAACCUUUGUCUGUGUUUAGUGGAUCUGAUUGUGCUUAUGUCCCUCAAGGUAUAAGGUGGUGUGACCAUCUAGUUGAACAAGUACCUCCGACUGUGACAUGGGGCUCAAAAUUCCUCGUAGCAUCUCUCGAGGGUAGAUCUUCUGGUGAACGUAUUCGUGUUCUUAGUGCCCGAGCAGCAAGUGUAGCUGUGAACUGCAACACUGUUGUAUCAGUCAGUGAAUUCCAGUUGCAGAGUGGAGGGAGUUUCAGAGAAUUUGAAAUCCCUAUUAACAGUUUCUGUAGUAUUGAAUCCACUUCCCCAGUACUGGUCGCUCAGUAUGCAUUUGGUAGGGAGAGCGAUGGCGGCUUGGGAGACCCAUUCAUGAUGAUAAUCCCUCCAAUUGAGCAGUUUGCAAAUAAUUAUGUUGUCGAAACUAUUCCUCUUUUCGUACUCAACUAUGUCACGGUGUAUGUUUCUUCUGAGUUUUUUCGUACUGCACAAAUAGUGUUAGACAAUUCCAUUGUUACUGGCUGGAUGAAUGUUAUCUGUUCAAAUGGAGAAGUUUGUGGCCACAUAAGUAGAACGAUUGUGUCUUCUGGAGCUCAUUCUAUCCGCCAUCAAAACAGCUCAGCCGUUAUAUAGGUGUUUCAGUGUAUGGAUUUGACAUACGAAAUUCUUAUGGUUACCCUGGAGGCAUGAGAUUAUCUCCCAUACAAUGCAUCUGUGGUCAAAAUUCUAUCUAUUUAAAUAACAUGGAACACUUCAACUGUAGCUGCUUGAAUGGAUUUUUUGCUUCCUUGUCUGGAACUGAUGAAGUCGUCUGUAAUGCUAUAACCUGUCCUCCCUUGACUGCUCCUACCAAUGGCUUUGUGACAUACAGUUCUACUUCUGAUGAAAACGGCAACUAUGCUUUCAACACCAUGGCUAACCACAGUUGUGACACUGAGUUGCAUGCAUGCCAUUUUUUCACAUAAUUGCAUACCAUUCCUUGUACCUAUAGUUACCUGUGUCCUACCUUCCUCUCCACUUAAUGGAGUGUUGCUUACCAACACUGACCAAACUGAGAGCUCAGUCAUUACCUUCCAAUGUGAUCCUGGUUUUUCACUGGUGGGUACAGAGACUGCCACUUGUAACAACUCUGGUUUAUGGGAUCCUGACCCGGCUCUAUUGGAGUGUGUGACAAUAACUGGUGCAUGGAAUGUUGCUGCUCUAUCUGGAGGUUUUGUUGCUAUAGUGAUGGUACUGAUUCUACUGGUUGUCAUCUUAGUAGUCACUAUCACAAAGAAAAGAAAAACAAAUGGACUUCCAACAGCCCCAGUUGAUCCAGUAUACGAGGAAGUUGGUUUAGCAAUGACACCAAGAGCACAAGACCCAACUAAUAAAGCUUAUGGACAAACGGCAAAACAAAACAUGACUUUGCUAUCGAUCCCGAAUCAGGUAUAUGGAGAAAUCAAAUACAUGACCUAAGAACUGACUUGCUUUUGUUUAUUAAUGUACUCACAAUUAACCCUUUAACCGUCGGAUUCUUAAUUAA
This is a messenger RNA of Halichondria panicea, 5659 nucleotides long. RefSeq lists its product as uncharacterized. The record is from RefSeq and is a predicted model, not a curated record. The transcript has 14 exons. NCBI's taxonomy places the organism in Eukaryota, Metazoa, Porifera, Demospongiae, Suberitida, Halichondriidae. The coding region runs from base 67 to 2856 and encodes 929 amino acids.